AUGGUAAGAGGGUUUUUAUCAAUUAUUUUUUAUAGCCUUAAUUCGUAACAAAUUUCAAGCUGCAGAAGAAGUGCGCUCAAACAUUUUCAGGCUGCGAAGUCAAACUGAAAAACUUGAGUCAAUGUUUAUCAAAGCGCACCGUUCUUAAUAAAUUCACUCAAUCAAAAUAUCACAAAAACAAAGUUAACAUGCAGUUUAAAACCACCUGAUUUUAUGUUUUCUUAAAAACAGUUGCUUUUGCUUUUGUCUUUAUGCUGCCUACUUUGUAAUGUAACAGUGCUAAUUUAAAAACGGCGGGUAAUUAUAGUUGUUAUAAUUAAUGGUUAAGUGUGUAACUCGUUAAGUCAACACAGUUAAUCUGAAGAUUAGAAGAAAUAAAAGUGAUAGAUGGAAUUCACAGCCAGAUUAACAAAAAUUAACUCAAAGUUCAGUGAAAGAAAAUCUACAAAAUCUGACACUCAAAUUGUUGUCUAUAACCUUUUUUUUUCUUUCUUUCUCCAGACUUCAUACAGAAACCAAACAAACUAUCCAUCCUCAUCUGAUGACAGGAGCGACACUCAGGCUUCCUCCCAGUCUUCAGAUGAAUACACUCAAGAUUUCCUGGGUGCCCUCUCCUCCCACUACAUGAUUCACUCGUAUUUGGGGGAGGGCUAUUUUGGGAAAGUAGCCAAAUGUUCAAAGACAGCCACUAAAGAGAUCGUGGCAGUCAAGGUCAUAAAGGACGAAGAAUUCACAGCUGAGGCAGAGAACGAGGUACAGAAACACACACUUGUCUAUUGAAUUUCCCUUUGGGGAUUGAUAAAGUUAUUCUUAUUCUUACAUUCAUUUAUUUGAUUACACUUUAACCCGCUACGUUCAAUAUUUUAUGAUCUAACAUCUCACACCUUUCCCCUUUAGAUGGCAAUUCUACAACUGCUGAAACCUUUUGACGCGGACCGGUACAACUUCGUCAAAUCCCACGACUACUUUAUGCUCUCAGGAUGCUAUUGUCUAGAAUUUGAAAUGUUAGACAUAAAUUUAUGGGAGUACGUAAAUAAGACACCGACUUUGUCUCUCAGGCUCAACCAAAUCAGACCCAUCCUGUACCAGGUAUGUGCUUCUUUUGUUUUCAUUUGAUGAUCUGAUUAACAGAUUUGACAAGGCAAAUUUUGUAUUUAAUGUAUAAGAUUAGAAUAGAUUAGUUUAGAUGAGAUUAGAUAUGAUUAGAUUAGAUACAACUUUAUUUAUUUUUUUCCCUCAAGGAAAUGAAAUGAAAUUAUGGGUAAUUUUGAGAAAAAUCUGUUUUCAUGUCUGUUUUGUCACUUCAGGUGGGAAUCACUUUGGAAUUUUUGAAGAGCCAAGGGUUAGCACAUACAGAUUUAAAACUGGAUAACAUCAUGUUAGUGGACCACGUGAACCAGCCAUUAAAGAUAAAGGUUAUUGACUUCGGAUUAGCACGCCAUGUUGCCCAUACAUCACGUGGUGAUACUAUGCAGGCAACAAUUUACAGGUGAGCAAAUGGAAACAUGGCAUAAAAGCAAUCAAUAGUGAUUCGAUGUGUUUUUACUGAUAAAGGAUCCAAACAAACAGUCAUACUAAAAAUGUUAUUACUUCUCUUUUAGAGCUCCAGAGGUCAUCGUGGGAUCUUCAGUCAACACAUCCAUUGACAUGUGGUCUUUGGGCUGCAUCGCAGCAGAGCUGUUCCUGGGCGACGCCCUUUACGGAGGAGACUCCGAGUACAACAUGGUAAAUAUGUUCAUCAGCCGAGUUUAUCCAAGCGAGCUAUCUCUUUAAAAUCACAUCAGGCAAUGUAAAAAAAAAGGUGAAAAAAAGAUGAACUAACUCUUUAAAUUGUUUUGUCCCAACAGUUACAACUGAUGCAGCACACUCAGGGUCGCCUCCCACAGCAAGUUCUCAAAAAUGGAAUCAGAACAAAAUAUUUUUUCAAGAAGAGGAGAGGGAAAGGCAAACGAUGGAGAUUAAUGGUACGAACACUGAGAAAUUGGUCUUUUUUUCUAAAAAUUCACUCAUUCACUCUUUUUGCUCACUAUAUUUGGGAAAAAUCAAUCUAACCAAAUGUUAUUUUUCUUCAGUCCCCCAGUGAAUACAAACCAGCAGUCGUUCCUGAGAUGCGGUUCAAUUCCCUGGAUGACAUAAAGAAAGUUAGAUCCAUUUGUCACUUGUCAGAUGAGGAUACCAGAGCAGAGGAGGAGGACCUGGACAACUUCGUGGAACUACUGAAGCAGAUGCUUCAUCUGAACAUCAACAAACGGAUCUUACCCAGCCAUCUUCUGCAGGAUCCAUUCCUCACCAUGGUCGACCUAGCAGACAACUUCCCCAACAGCUUCUAGUAAGUCCAUAAAACCAAACCAUCUGAUAUUCCUCAUUUGCCCUGAGAGUUAAUUGUCUGUCUUAAUCAACGAAAAAGAUGCUAAUCUAUUGAUUGUUCAUUUCUUCCAGUGUGAAAUCAGGUUUUGAAAAUAUGGAAGUCUGCAAAGACCAGAAGGUUCAGUCAGCCCAGCAGCCCUCCACCAGCACGGCCAGUCCAAAGAAAGACACAUACGACCAAGUUACCCCAGCCUGGCAUAGACACCAAGAGCAUCCCACCAUACUGGAGGUUCCACCUGCCACAGGUCGAUUAAUACAAGAACAAAAACGGAAGAGAGACGAUUUUGAGGACAAUCAGACAGGUUACAUGUAGGUGUAAUAUAUCUAAAUUUCUUCUGCUUUAACCUCUGUAACUGUAAAACAUGAUAUUUGUAGCUAAAUUCAAGAAACUAAAACGAGAUUUGUUCUUUGCAGAAGCCCAGAAAACAAGAGGAAAAGGAUCAGGAUCGACCAUCAAACCCAGGCAGAAAGAGGUAAGCUAAUCUUUGGCAAUAUCCCAAGGACUUUUAUUUUUUUUUUUAUAAAUGUAUGCGAAAAGUCAGACUUUAAAAUAAAUCUGCCUGUAUGAGACAUUUCCCCAUCAGUCUUAUCAAAAACCUCUCACUGGAGCUUUAAUUCUGUAAUCAUAAAACUAUUGUUUCUCUUUAUUUAGAGAAACAAUUCACAUUUUGCUAGCUGAAGACCCUCUAAUUUAAAAUGCACUGUAACAUCAUAUUUUUAAUUUUCACUUCUUUUCAGAUUUACCAAACAACACCAAAGAGGUUCCAGUUGAGGUGACAUCAAACGCUAAUGAAGCAAAGCCUACAAGAAAGAGGACGCGGGCCACUGUUUCAGCUGCAGAAGAUGGACCAAAGUGAGUGCUACAAAACCUUUCAGUGCUGGAUAUAAACUAUGAAAUUAUCAUAUUAUUGUUAUUAUUUUUAUUAUUAUUAGAGGAAAUGAAGUUCAGGAGAUUAACCCACAUUUGAUUUAUUCAGGGAGCCAGCCUUGAAUUUACCAAAGGCUAAAAGGAUGAAGGUGACACCGAUCCAUGACCAGACUGACAACCUGGACAAUAAGCGUGAGAACAAACCCACGAGAAAACGGACGCGGGCCGCUGUUUCAGCUGCAGACGAUGGACCAAAGUGAGUGCUGGAUAUAAACUAUGAAAUUAUCGUAUUAUUGUUGUUAUUAUUAUUAUUAGAGGAAAUGAAGUUCAGGAGAUUAACCCACAUUUGAUUUAUUCAGGGGGCCAGCCUUGAGUUCACCAAAGGCUAAAAGGAUGAAGGUGACACUGAUCCAUGACCAGACUGACAACCUGGCCAAUAAGACUGAGAACAAACCCACAAGAAAACGGACGCGGGCCACUGUUACAGCUGCAGACGAUGGACCAAAGUGAGUGCUUUAAAACCUUUCAGUGCUGAUAUUAACUAUAAAAUUAUCAUAUUAUUGUUAUUAUUAUUAUUGUUAGAGGAAAUGAAGUUCAGGAGAUUAACCCACAUUUGAUUUAUUCAGGGAGCCAGCCUUGAAGUUACCAAAGGCUAAAAGGAUGAAGGUGACACCGAUCCAUGACCAGACUGACAACCUGGACAAUAAGCGUGAGAACAAACCCACGAGAAAACGGACGCGGGCCGCUGUUUCAGCUGCAGACGAUGGACCAAAGUGAGUGCUGGAUAUAAACUAUGAAAUUAUCGUAUUAUUGUUGUUAUUAUUAUUAUUAGAGGAAAUGAAGUUCAGGAGAUUAACCCACAUUUGAUUUAUUCAGGGGGCCAGCCUUGAGUUCACCAAAGGCUAAAAGGAUGAAGGUGACACUGAUCCAUGACCAGACUGACAACCUGGCCAAUAAGACUGAGAACAAACCCACAAGAAAACGGACGCGGGCCACUGUUACAGCUGCAGACGAUGGACCAAAGUGAGUGCUUUAAAACCUUUCAGUGCUGAUAUUAACUAUAAAAUUAUCAUAUUGUUGUUAUUAUUAUUAUUAGAGGAAAUGAAGUUCAGGACAUUAACCCACAUUUGAUUUAUUCAGGGAGCCAGCUGUUAUGACUGUGGUCAUAAUUUGUGGACUGUCUGCUGUGUGUGUGUGUGCCCUGUGUUUUCUUGUGUCAAUCUUAUAUGCAAAUAGGUGUGUGCCACAGCAACGCGGUCAUUGGUGGGUUGGUCUACGUCCUGGAUGGUGAUUGGCUGAGACCAACUAUAUGAGGAACCAAGAUGGCAGCCACCAUGUGCAGGGCAGAGGCCAGGCAUUCCUCAUCCUCCUCCUCUCCCAACAGGCCACCCUAUUUGCAGCUUUAGAACAUGGUGUAUUGUGUUGUGUUUUUCUUCAGUAGUAGGGGUGGACUGCCAGUUUUGUUAACCUUAUUUUCUCCUGUGUAUUUUAGUUAGGGAGGUAAGUCUUUGUCAUUUGUUUCCUUUGUUUUGGUUAGGUAAGGACUUACUCCACAGACAGGAUUAUUUUUGGUUGUUGUUUUGGCCUUGGUCCACCCUGAAGCCUAGUCAUUCAGCCUUAGUUCUUUUGUCUAUCUUUUGUUAUUUACUGAUUUAUGUAAAUAAAUCUGUGUUUUUAAAUUGAACUGAAUCUCGGUUGUUGUGGCUACUUGGGACUUGGGGAAGAUGAGGCCUUCUCAUGUUGUGCCCUAGGCACCCCUAGACUGGGGCGUAACACAGCCUUGAAGUUACCAAAGGCUAAAAGGAUGAAGGUGACACUGAUCCAUGACCAGACUGACAACCUGGCCAAUAAGCGUGAGAACAAACCCACGAGAAAACGGACGAGGGCCACUGUUUCAGCUGCAGACGAUGGACCAAAGUGAGUGCUUUAAAACCUUUCAGUGCUGAUAUUAACUAUAAAAUUAUCAUAUUAUUGUAAUUUUUAUUAUCAUUGUCAGAGGAAAUGAAGUUCAGAAGAUUAACUAACAUUUGAUUUUUUUUGGAACCCAGACUUGAGUUCACCAGAGGCUAAGAGGAUGAUGCCGAUUCCCGACCUGAAAGCCUACCUGACUAGUGAGACUGAAAAGAGACCUAAGAGAAAGAGCACAUGGGACACUUUUCAAGCUUCACAUACUGGCCCAGGGUAAGUAUCAUGUUGUUUUUUCUUUUAUUAUUGUGAUUUAAUUUGAAGUUCAAUAAAUUAACUCAAGAUUUUGUUCUUGCAGAAGGCCACAGACCAAUUCUCCACCGAGGAAGAGGAGGAAAGUGACUGAGGAUGAAAAUGGCUAA
This is a messenger RNA of Xyrichtys novacula (pearly razorfish), 5562 nucleotides long. NCBI's taxonomy places the organism in Eukaryota, Metazoa, Chordata, Actinopteri, Labriformes, Labridae. The record is from the annotation of a GenBank genome assembly.